UUCAUCAUUCAUUUCGUCGCAAGAAACCGCCGCUCGCACACCGCCUGCUGGCCUGCUGAAAAACCACACGAUACUGUGUGUAAAUUGCGUUAAAUCACUGAAAAAUCAACGAAAAUCAAUCAAAAACAGCGAAAAUUUGAGUAAAAAACAUAAAAAUCGUGUUUUAAAGACUUUUAAACUGAAACUUUUAAAUAAAAUUAAUUAAACCAUAAAUAAUAUUAAUUAAUACAAGUGUUACAAGUGAUUAAAGUAAAUUUUCCCAUGUGGAAAGUACUUUUAAACUUUUUUAAACUUUAAUUUUUAAUAAUUUUGACGUUUUUUGACUCUUUAUCAUGUUUUCCCGCUUGUUUUUCGCGUUUGAAACGUGCGUGAUAUUGUCGUAUGCCUUACCGACCCCUAAGACGUCUUCGGGGGCGGCACAGCAAGAAGUAGCAUCAUCUGCAGAGCGUUUUUAUGAUGAUAAACUUGAUCUGUAUGUCGAUCGCAUCGCUGAACAAAUUGUCGAUUUUAACUUGGAGCAUCAUGCAAAACCGCAUGAAAGGGGCGGUAAACAUGAGAAACAUCAUCAUGGAAGUCGGCAUCACUUCGAAGAUGACAGCGAAGAGAUGCAGUCGGAUCAACCGCAGCCAGGACAACAGACUGAGCAAUUGUUACGACAACGAGCGCAGGAUAUUCAAACCCCCGAAGCCAGGGAUAAACUGGCCAUGACCAAUAAUAUUAAGGAAAAAGUUAUGUUGUUCAUCACGAAAGGCAACGGCAGCAAGAGUUAUGGUGAACGCGAUCGCUCAUUCUAUGCGAAUUGUGAUCAACCUACAAGCACAGAAGAAAACGACAACCUGAUGAAAUUGUAUUUCACGCUGUCUCAGUUGGAAGAUACGAUCGCUGCUGCAAAUCUACGCCUCUAUCGUAAAUCCCUGACUAAUCAUACAACCCUAGUUGAUAACAGCGACAUUCCACCAUGUUCUAGCCGUGAUAAUUCAGCGGAAAGUGAAAAAUUGUACCGCGUCACUUUGUAUUAUCACGUAAAAGGACAGAAGAAACUAAAACUUAAGAAAAAGAUUGGAGACUCCCAGGUUAUCGCCGAAUCAAUGCCCUACGUAAAUCUGAACGUUUUACACGGAGUUCGAGAGCUGAACAAAGGAAAAUCGUUCGGAGUGAUGGUACAAAUCGAAGAUCAGUUUGGAACCAUCGUCAAAGCCGGAGACUUCUUCAAAGGACCUUCAUGCACGGUUGGCAUGCCGACCCCUCAACCGGUACCAACAGCCUACGAAGAAACUCAAUCAAAUCUUGGAAGAAAUACGCACUCAGCCGACCUUAUUCGCAAGUCAGUGCAGCCCAAACUAGACGUGAAGACAAUCCAAUCACCGCCCGAAGAUGAAACAGCGUCCAGCUCAUCGAAUUCUCAAUCUUUCGGGUCUUCUUCAUCGUCGACGCGUUGUAGACACGUGCAGCUACGACACACGCAUGGGCAUCAUCAACAGAGGACGCGUGCGCCGCCCCCGCCGCCUUUGCCACUCGCUGACGGCGCUGUGAUUGUCUCCAAAGCAGGCAGCGGGAAUUACAAUGUGGAUAUGAAUCAACUGCGGCAGUUGCUCAAUCGCAUUCAGGAGGAUAACAACAAACAGCAGUUUAGCACAACGUAAAUUGAUGGAUUGUUGUAUUUAGGUAUUCGUAGACAUUAAUGUUUUGAAUUUUGAAUUGUGAGUGAACUGUGCGUGAAAAGUUCGAACUCUCUCGCCCGUGAGGAAUGGACACUGACUAAUUUAUGCUAUAUUUAACUUAACAACGUGUUUCGUGUUUUAUUCAACUUGCAGAUAUUGUAUUUGUCGACAAUGCAAACAGACGUGACGUGUAUAUAUUCUGUAUAUAAAUAAAUAAUAUAUUUUGUAAA
Messenger RNA from Dalotia coriaria, 1891 nucleotides. RefSeq lists its product as uncharacterized. Lineage: Eukaryota; Metazoa; Arthropoda; Insecta; Coleoptera; Staphylinidae. The record is from RefSeq and is a predicted model, not a curated record. The transcript is spliced from 6 exons. The coding region runs from base 333 to 1643 and encodes 436 amino acids.